Messenger RNA from Lentinula edodes (shiitake mushroom), 369 nucleotides. RefSeq lists its product as uncharacterized. NCBI's taxonomy places the organism in Eukaryota, Fungi, Basidiomycota, Agaricomycetes, Agaricales, Omphalotaceae. The record is from RefSeq and is a predicted model, not a curated record. Bases 1 to 369 code for a protein of 122 amino acids. The transcript is spliced from 2 exons.
AUGAUCCUUUCCGUGGUAAACGUCCUUUCGACCGCUAUCAAAGCCAACGCUGCCGUGGUGCUGCAGAUGCUUGAUAAGCUUCCUGCUCUUGGAGUUGAGCAGAGGGCGAUUGUGGAGGCGGUGUUGGAACUAGAAGAUUCGGCGGCAACGGGUGUUGCGGGAGGUGAUAUGAUGAAUACAAGGGGCACGACGGAGAUGGGCAAGUCCACGAAGUUUAUGAUGAAUAUGGACGUGAUGGUAGGAGGAGGAAUCACGGCGCCAGGCAUCGUUGGGUCUGAUGGUGACGACGAACUGCGUUUGCAAGAUGCGUUUUCGAGGCCGCAAAGGUCUAUACGGUUACAGGAAGUCCGUAGCAUUGUUCGUCAUUAA